CUAGUUCGCAUUUAUGUCAUAACAAUAAGCCGAAUCGAAACCAGGGUCAACAAAACGCCGGCGUUAUCAAUUAAAAGACGCUCCAAUUAGCCACACACUGCUCGCUGCCUCUGCCGCCACUUCAGCCACUUUCACCCGCCAGCCCAGUUCCAGGCAGACAGGAUGUCGACCCGUCGCCAGGCGAUCACGCUGUACAGAAACCUCCUGCGCGAGUCGGCCAAGCUGCCCUCGUACAACUUCAGGAUGUAUGCUGCCCGCAAAAUACGCGACACAUUCCGCGCCAACAGGACCAUCCGGGACUAUGAGGAGAUCGAUCGACAAAUGGUAGCGGGCCAGCAGAAUCUGGAGCUGAUACGCCGCCAGGUGAUCAUCGGUCAUUUGUACACUACCGACAAGCUGGUCAUAGAGAACAAGAAGACCCUGAAGCCCUCCGAUGACUGAGGCGAACGGGUGCCAGCAAGGCGGUAGCUGAAGAGAGUACAAUGGCAGGAAGGGAUGUGGAGGAGGAGGAGCAGCAGCAGCAGCGAAGACACACAACUCGAAAGACUCGACCCACACAUACCACACUCACACACAUUGUUGAUUUUAGUACAGUAUGUUGAAUCCAUCAAAAACCAAGGAAACUAAUUCAUUUGCUAGCAAAAAAAACACCAAUUUAAUGUUAUGUUUAACAACAAUUAUGAAAUUAUAUAUAUACAAUACAAUAUA
Molecule: messenger RNA, 708 nt
Organism: Drosophila serrata
Lineage: Eukaryota; Metazoa; Arthropoda; Insecta; Diptera; Drosophilidae
Gene: bcn92
Product: LYR motif-containing protein bcn92
Biological process (GO): iron-sulfur cluster assembly
Cellular component (GO): mitochondrion; L-cysteine desulfurase complex
Source: RefSeq, a predicted model, not a curated record